UUGCUGUGGCUGAGGCGGCUAAGGCUGAGGCUGAAGAGAAGAAGAGAAAAGAAAAAUAUCUGGUGGAGAUAAGUUAUUUCCUAAGCAAUGCUCUAGCGAUUAUCAAAACAAUGUUGAAGCUGAAUACCUCCCGUCAAGAUGGAGAUACACAGUUAGUAGAGGAGAUUCUUCACAGCAUCUUCUUUUUGGGAAGGAUCAUGACACCACCAUUGUCACCGGAAGAGAUUGUGCUUGAUACGGACUAUUUAGCUGGGUUGAAGAAACAGUUCCCUCUGCCUUUUGAACCUUCCUCUUUCUCUCAACUACCCAGGCGGAGUCCAUUCUCAUGUGUGCUAGACAUGAUUGUUUUCCUGGAAGGACCAGAGAAGGAAGAUGAAAUAAUAAAGAGGCUUCAAAAGAUCAUCAGACCGCUAAAUCAAAAGCUUCUGGUCCCCUACACCAUCUGUGUCUCUCAGAUCACGAACAACCAAAACUCAGUCUGUAGGUACUACGGGGUCUCCAUGUCCAGAAUGUGGGAUGAUUUCUGCCUUAUCAUGAUUUCUGCAUCCUGUCUUAAAUACUGGCACAGUGAUGUUGCUGGUGCAGUGAUGACCUACCAUCCAAAUGUUACGAAACAUCCACGUUUUGAUGGAACCAUUACACUUCCAAAGCAGGUCACUUGCGAGACGUUUAAACUUUUCAAGGUGGGGAAAGUGUACAUGCCUCCUUGCAUAAGAUGUCAGAAUAUGUUUGGUUUAAAAGAAAUAGAUCUUGCGGAGGGAGCCUCAGCUGAAUCGCGAAUUGCAGCUCGCAGUUCACACACGAGCUCCACUAGCACCGCCCCCCCCCCCUGAUACAGAUACACCUAAAACGUUUCCCUAUGGCAACUGUGCUGAGGUUGAAAGUUUGAGCAACUUGUUUAAAAAGGAUUCAGAAGUUAGGAGGCAAGCACGACCAACAUCUGAGAUGGGCACAGAUGACAACAGAGAGAUGGCUGCAAAGAGGGUCAGGGCAGAUCUCAUGGAAUGGUUGAAAGAAAAACACAGCUUUACAUGGGAUAAUACAUUCUACAACCCACAGUUGUAGAAUUGACUUGAUUGAGUUGAUGAUAAAAAAGGGAAAAGAUUGAAUAUAUUGAUAGGUAUAAUUGUUAUGCUCCUUUUUUUUUAAGUGACCAGACAGAUCUCUUUUGAUAUUAGUCACAUGAACUUAAACUUACAAAUGAUCUCACUUGAAUCCUCUGUGUUGUGAAUUUAUUUAUGUGGAAAUCAAAUACAUCAUGCUUUAUAUUUGCUACUUGUUAUGUGUAACAGUAAAUAUAUAAAUGCAAAUGUUUGUCGACUGUCUGAAUGAAGCAUGCAGACAAUGAUGUAUUGAUCAUGUUGUUAACAAUUAAAUAAAAAUAAUGUAAACUAAG
Molecule: messenger RNA, 1396 nt
Organism: Trematomus bernacchii (emerald rockcod)
Lineage: Eukaryota; Metazoa; Chordata; Actinopteri; Perciformes; Nototheniidae
Exons: 4
Coding region: 111-833 (240 amino acids)
Source: RefSeq, a predicted model, not a curated record